Fimicolochytrium jonesii is the source of this 3248-nucleotide messenger RNA. RefSeq lists its product as uncharacterized. NCBI's taxonomy places the organism in Eukaryota, Fungi, Chytridiomycota, Chytridiomycetes, Spizellomycetales, Powellomycetaceae. The transcript has 2 exons. The record is from RefSeq and is a predicted model, not a curated record. The coding region runs from base 350 to 3073 and encodes 907 amino acids.
GAUGUGUUCUGCGACCGCACAUGGUAGCGAAUAUAGCGUCGUUGCUGUGAAAUGCCCAUCAGGGUUCAGAGUCGGGAGUGUGUCCAGUGUCCACAAGUUCCAACUCUCACAUCCAGCUCUCCAUUGCUCUAAAGCUGACGCGUGAUGCAUGCAUGUGCAGGCGCGUGAAAUCUGAGCCAAAAGAUGGGUCUCAAAACGUGAGGAAGUUUCCUACAACGCUGUUUAAAGAUCCCACCAGCCCCUGUGGGCAUAGCAGACGAGCUUUUGGGCAGCUGAAUAGUCCAGGGAGCGACAGCUGCAUAGGCGAGAUCGCGGGCAAGGGGCGUGUCAUCGGGGUGACUGCAGUACGAUGACGGCCGCGAGGAGUCGUCAGCAAAGGGGAGGAACAUUAGGCACCGGACUUACUUUGAAGGGUAAAUUCUCUGGAUGCCACAGGCCUUUACAUCAGUGCGAGUGCCAUCCAGUAGUCGCCGCACCGCACUGGGAGCAGCUCCCGACAAACACCUUCUUCCAGCCUCCGCCAAAAGAAAUAGUGCAACCUCCAGGUCCUCCUGCGCGGACGCGUAAGGCACCGCAGCCGACAAGAUCACAUCAUAUACGAAAGCCGCUACAGUAUCAACAACCAGACAACAGCAAACCAAGCGCUGGCGUAUUCCUACCUCCGCAGCUCCAACGUGGCGGUGCCACGCUGUCGGCGCUUUGUGAGGAGGACCGUCUAAAGCUCGCUACGCUUGUCACGCAGUUAGCCAUCGCGGAAGACCAGAAGGCGCAACUCGAGAACGAAGUAGAGCAAGUGCGAGACGGUUUGGAUGCUUGCAAAGACGAACUGGCAAAAACAGAGGCUGAGAAGCUGGACGUUGUGAAGAAAAACAGGUCGAUAGCGAAGAGGCUGCAGAAGGCGGAGGAAUUGUUGCGACAGUAUGAAGUGCAGAUCGAUCACACGAGAGCCGAAGUAAUAGGACUGCAGAAGCCGAGCGCUAGUGGGGAGAGCUCGGAUCGUUCUGCUUCCCAUUUGGAGCUGGAAGUGCUCCAAAAACUCCACGGCGAAGUUGCGAAACUCACUCGGAUGCUUACUGAAGCACCAAAUGCAACAACAGCUACUCAACAUGUCUUCAAAGGCCCGGCGACUGCAGAAGGUCCGGUACAACGCUUCAAUGUCACUUCCGCACACAAUGCCAGAAGGGAACAUGAUACUGAGCAACGUGAUUCUGGAUUGGGCUCUAUGCCGCUGAACUCCUCUGGAUCUCUAUCAACGUGCUCUUUGGUGGAGACGAACAUCACGGUGGGCGAUGAUCGACCCAGCAACGCCAGUAUGAAUUCCCAUUCACAAACCGAACCCUGGAUACCGCACCCCUCUAUCGCGACUGUCGCAAACGCAAAGCCACCAAGACCCCAUGGGAAGGUUCGAAAAGAACGAUCACUAACUGGAAAUAGAGCGAGUGAAAGAACGAGAGAGGCAAAUGAAAACACCCGACCAAUUCCACAACCUCAGAAAGUCCCGACACAGGAGAAAGCUGCAGUGGAUAUGGCGGAGGCGUUAGAGCGUUUUCUGAGCGCUCAGGCAGCACCAAGCUCUAGUGUGCGUUUCGAGCCGUCAGCGGAAACAAAAAGCCAUAAUGCAGCAGAUUCCGCUGCGCACAGACGGUCCUCGGGCAAAUCCAACGAACCCGAACUGAGUAGGAUGCCCCAUCAGAAGAGCCAUCACCCCACGCACAGUCAUAACCAUCCCACCCGCGUUGUCAUCAAAGUGACGGAUCGGGCAACGUCCCCUAUACCCUUCACCACAUCCAGAACGACCUAUGCACCUCCUCCACGACUGAGUGAGGACGUCCACGCGCGGGACAUUCCGUCCAAUCAGUCUUCUGCGUAUCUGUCAACAUCAUCGAGCCCAGCCGAAUUCGUGCGCAUCUCCAUACCGCUCCAGAACGACUCUUCAACGUCAAUGGCACCAUCCUCUAUAUCCCAUUCGCAAUCCUUGCAAAUAUCCCAGGAUGCCUCGCUGUCCCAAUCACAAUCCCUGCAGAUUUCUCGGGACACGUCGUAUUACGCGUCUGGUUAUUCGAGCAAUGUGGGUGCUGACGGAUAUACCACGCGGUCGCCGGAUCCACCACCACGGCCUGAAUCGCCCCCUCAGAGAUGGCGGCCGGGGACUUUUGAUCACCAGAUGAACGCCCCACGGUCAACUUCCGUGCCACACAUAAACCCUCGACAGGCACCUCCUGCGGCCCCUCAUGGGUCGUCGGGGCAGCGCAAUGCACCGGCUUUUGCGCCUAUACCACACCCGCAGUCCACCGCACCGCAGCCAGCCUCCUUCUCUCAAUCAUGGCCACAUUACCCUCACACCUAUAUCCGCUCCAACGUAGACCCACCAGCACCCAAGGUUUCAACCAUCUGUCCACUCUGUUCUCCCAACCAACGAAGCAAUAGCACACAUCCAGUGCCAGUAUGUCCGCUAUGCCCUCCCCAGCCGCGGACCCUUUCACAGGCGACGCAGAUAUCGCCACAAAGGACCGAUCUACGCGCAGCACCAGCACAACAAGCCGCCCAACCUGAUGCAUAUCAGACCCAGACGCGGACGCAGCCAACGGUUUCAUUCAUGCAGUCCGACCAAGCCCAAACGCCGCCAGUGUCAACCCAGCAGGCGCCCCAGUUCUCGCCCCAUCCUCCACCACCCCCCCAGCAGCAGACAACACAUUCUCCUCCCGUCCCUUACCCUGCAAAUCCGCCCGCACCCCCUUUCUCCCGCCCCCUAUCCGCACCAGCAAACCAACCCGACGCCUCCCUCCUCUUCCCUAACGAUACCUCCAUGAUUAAAUCCCUCGUCGACGUCCUCUCCGACAUCGAAGCCAACUCGACCGACACGUCUCACCAUUCGGAUAAAUCAGCUGAAAGGAAGGGGAAGAAAACUGGUAGAAGACGGGUGGCUAAGGUUGCGGGGAGUGGGAGUGGCGGGAACUGUGGCCCACGGGGUGGAGAAGGCGGCGGUGGAGUGAUUGAAGGGCACCGGGCAGUGGAAGGGGAAUUUGAGGAUGAGUUGUGGGAUGUCAUUUCGAGUUUGAAUGGAUUGGCUUGACUUUUGGAUGAGGGGCUUUUGAGCCCGGAUGUAAUCACGAUUCUGGGCGUUUUUUUCGCUGGAAUAAUAUCUAAUUCGUAUAAUCGUAUCGAUUCAUGAUUUGGAUAUCCUGCAAUGGUUUGCACUGAUAAACGGGCGCCUGCCUCGUCAACAUGCCGUGACAAAUUAAGCAAUC